GUCAGUAUUGUAUAUACGCUCCAACGAAUCGUACACAGGCAAGAUGCAGUGCUACAUCUGCGUAACGUAUUUGCUGAUAAUAUGUAACGCAUAUCCACCUAAAGUUCGAGAAAUUUCCGCGGCACCCCAGCGACGGUCGCUGUUCCAUGAUGUAAUAGAAUCACUACGCAUUAGAGCCCAAUUACCUGACGAUUUUAGUUCAGACGAGGAAAAUAACUUGGGCCCGAGUGACGAAAGAUAUGGCUACGAAAAUGAACCAUUACAUCAACCAAACGACGUUGAUUUCCUACCUAGAAGAAAUGACAGACUAGAAAUGCCGACACUGAAAUAUCGAUACCCGAAAAACUUAAAAUUAAAUAAAACACAAGAAGAGGCUCCCAAAGAAGAAAUAGUGUUAUACAUCAAUGCACCAUCUGAAGAUAACGAUGAAACAACAACCACAAAACCAAAUAAAAUCAAGCGACCGAAACCAGUAAAUAAAAUUAAAACAAAAACUAACGAAGACGAUGAUAAUACAACAACGGAACAAAAGCCUUUCACGAACACUAUGUCAGGUCAGAGCCAUAUCGGAAAUCGGGAAUCGCAAACGGUCGUUAAGCCGACUGUGAUUGUAAAUUUUCGAGGUUCAGUAAGCCAUAGAGAGAGUGACAUACGAUUGGAGAGACAAAAAUACAACGACACUAAAUCUAUUCCACAGAAUAUUUUUAACAUAAACCAAGAAAUCAAAUUGGAAAGACCUGACCAAAACGUUGGCAGUUCAGGGGUAACGGGAGUGCCUAAUAAAGUAAAGCAGGAUAUAAAAAUAAAAGCUGAGGGAAAGGCCAGAGUUGAAGAAGACAUGAUGAUGUGUGAAACAGCGUCUUGGAAAGACGAUAAGAGCAGAAGCAACCGACAAACCGAUGUACUCGAAAUUUUGCUCUCCAUUUGAUUUGAGGUUCCAAAUAAUCAUAAUGGCUUUACUGUACAUAUUAAUAUUCGUUAAGGUUUAGUUUUAUUUAAUUUUAGUUAUUUUUAGUCUAUAGAAUAUUCACUUGAUACUCAUAAUUAUAUAAACAUUAAUAAAUGUUAUAAAUUCCUAA
Colias croceus (clouded yellow) is the source of this 1079-nucleotide messenger RNA. RefSeq lists its product as uncharacterized. The coding region runs from base 44 to 928 and encodes 294 amino acids. NCBI's taxonomy places the organism in Eukaryota, Metazoa, Arthropoda, Insecta, Lepidoptera, Pieridae. The transcript has 2 exons. The record is from RefSeq and is a predicted model, not a curated record.